Amorphotheca resinae ATCC 22711 is the source of this 1304-nucleotide messenger RNA. RefSeq lists its product as hypothetical. Lineage: Eukaryota; Fungi; Ascomycota; Leotiomycetes; Helotiales; Amorphothecaceae. The record is from RefSeq and is a predicted model, not a curated record. The coding region runs from base 166 to 1005 and encodes 279 amino acids. The transcript is spliced from 2 exons.
CUCGCAUUUAUUCAUAAGCCAAUCGAAUGGACCGACCUCAAUCGUCUGCGGGAAGCCAUCUAUUUACAGCAUACUUUCAAAGUCAACAAUCCGACGAGGUUAUCUGCAAUCCUAGCCAGUCUAGCCAGUAACAACGGCGAUCAAUUCCUCUCAGCAGAGCAAGCAAUGCAAAUUUUCGCCCUUAUACCAGUCUUUUUCAUCCCCAUAUCCGCCCUCCAAAUCCCUCCCCUCCUCGCCCCCUUCUACGAGCCAUAUCUCCAAGCCAAUUCCCUCCUCAUCUCCAACGAGACCCUGACACCGAACUCUCACGACCUCCUUAGGCGCGAUGGCGGUUGUCCUGCAAACUACGAUUCAUGCUCCACGCUCGGAGCAGCCAACGGGGGAGCCUGUUGUACAGCUGGCUCAGUGUGUACCUUCGAUGGGGGAAGAAAUAUAGCCUGCUGUCCCAUCGGAGCAAAAUGUACCGGUCAAUUGAGUAUUGCUACAGCCACAACGACUGCCGCCGGCCUUACACUUGGGAGUGCAACGACGACAAGCCCUGGAGGCUUUAUAUUCGGCACGACGACGACACCUUCCAGCACAACACCUACGACAACCGGGAGCGCCUCCUUGGUAUCAAAUCCCUAUUUCCCCUUCCCCUAUAUUCCGACUACCUACGCCAACUCCGUGGCUUGCAACUCUGCCUUCAGCGCCUGCCAAGCGAACUUUGCCGCCUGCACGAACGACCUUGUGGGAGACCGGUUUGGCGUUACGGUGGUGGCGCCAGGAGGAGGGGGCGUGACGGUUGCGCCGACGGCCACGAAUCUAGGAUCUAUGUCCGCGGCCAGUAUCUGUAGUAGUCUGAGCCAGGAGGCAUGUUAUGGGAUCCAGAGCUCGAACUGCCCGCCUUUUGGGCCGGCUACCAAUGGUGGGUUUGGGGUGCCGACGAAUGCGGCACCGAGGCCGACACUUAUGGCUGGGAUGAUGGCCGGGCUGGGCUUGGGCAUCGCAGGACAGAUGCUAUAGGGGUUGUUGUCUUGACGCAGAAUGUUUUGAUGCGAAUCUGUUGGAUCAUGCAUAGCUAUGGCGUCUUGGGCGGUAUCAUUCUUUCGAGCGUGGUUGCAUAUUGAGCUGUUUACGAAGUCAUUGAUGUGUUAUGCGAAGAAAAUACCAGACAGCGAAACAUAAUGUCAAUUCUUACGAGGAAUGCUAGGUCAAGUUGGCAGGACAGUUUAUUAGAAGAGACCGUUAAGGCUUUCACGAAUUGACGUCUUUGAGGUUCCAUUAUUAUGCUAUGUGCUAAUAACUUUAACAUUCCAUCUCUC